CAUUUGCGAGUGUUUUCUUCUCUCUCCCCUUUUUCUCGAGUCAAGCCUCACUCCGAAGUCCGAAACAUGCUCUCCCCUACCAGCUGACCGUAGCAGCAGCCGCCAGCCGCCGCAGGAAGCGCCGAGCAGCCAACCAAGCCGCCGGAGCCCAAAGGGUUCUUGCUCCCCAUUUCCGCAAUUGGAGCCACCUGCUUCCGAUUCCUCUUUCUGCGCUCGUGGGGUUGUCGAAGCGUCAGAUUUCUUGCUUCCCCGCAGCAAUUUGGCUGGCGUCCGAGCGGCGGCGGGCGGCAGCUGGUAGUUUCCAUGGUUCUUGGUUUGCUGUUGGGGUGGAGGAGAUAGCACAAGGGAGGAGAUUGGGGGCAGGCUAACCGAGGUCGGGGGGGACUGGCGGCGGGGCACGGCCGCACGGGAUGAUGGAGCCCCAGGUGGUGGACCUCGAGGAUGAUAGCAUCAACUUCUGGGCCUCCCUCGGCGUCAGCCCCCAUGUCGACCAGAUGCCGCUGCACAACGUCCACAUCGUCGACCACCAGGCUCAGCCACCGCCGGCCGCCGCGGCGGCGCAGCCGCAGUCAGUCUGCAGGGACCUCUUCCCGGUCGAGUCCGACGCCUGCCUGGAGCCUCGGCUGGGGAUGGAGUUCGAGUCCGGCGAGGCUGCCAAGACCUUCUACAUUGCUUAUGCCGGCCGUGUUGGGUUCUCCGUCCGCAUUGCCCGGUCGCGCAAGUCCAAGUGCAGCGAGUCCAUUAUCAUGUUGAGGUUUGUGUGCUCGAGGGAAGGGUUCAGUAAGGAGAAACGAGCGGCCACGGCUGGGAAGAAGACGAGGAAGCGUCCUGCCUCCAUCAGGGAGGGCUGCAAUGCCAUGCUCGAGGUGCUCCGCAGAGGUGAUAGCAAGUGGGUUGUUACCAAGCUUGUCAAGGAGCACAAUCACGAGGUUGGGCUGCCCAGCCGAGUGCAUUACAUUGCCAUUGAGGGUGAUGCUGUGGUUGACCCUUACCUUGGUAUGGAGUUUGAGUCCCUUGAGUCUGCCAAGACAUUCUACUACUCAUAUGCCAGCCGUGCGGGGUUCGAAGCUCGUGUGCGGCAGUCCCGCAAGUCGCAAGAUGAGUCACUCAAGAUGCUGAAGCUCGUGUGCUCCAGGCAUCGAUACCAUUCAGGCCGGGAGAACAUUGGAGAGGAUACCAAGAGAGUCCGUGCGUUGGACCCCUCUAGGGAUGGCUGUGAUGCAUUGUUUGAGAUAAUUCGGAAGGGCAAAGAUGUAUGGACGGUCUCCAAACUCAUCCUAGAGCAUACUCAUGAGCUGAACCCAGCACCAGCAAGCAGAGUUCACUGUGUUCGCUCGCAAGGUGAGGUACUUGUGAUUGCAAAUAAUUUUGCUGACACACGCAAUCUCCUUCUGAAGGGCCGAGAUUCUCAGCAACCUAGAGAGAUGCGGUAUAAUGAUUUAGGGCCAGAGGAUGCUCAAAGCCUAUUUGAAUAUCUUAAGAAGAGACAAGACGAGGACCCUUCAUUUUUCUACGCCGUGCAGCACGGAAAGAAUGGGCAGUCAGCCAAUAUCUUCUGGGCUGAUGCUAAAGCUAGGAUGGCUUACUACCAUUUUGGUGAUGCUGUUCGGUUUGAGACAGCAUACCGGAAAAACAAGGAGACUAUCCCUAUUGUCAUAUUCUUAGGUGUCAAUCAUCAUGUACAGCCAGUUGUUUUUGGCUGUGCACUACUUCUUGAUGAGUCUGAAGCGUCAUUUACAUGGUUAUUUGAAAAAUGGAUUGAAGCAAUGCACAUGGGGCCACCUAUUUCUUUGGUGACAGAGUUGAACCGAGAAAUGACUGCUGCUAUUGCCAAAGUAUUACCUCAUACCCACCAUAUUUUCUGUGGAAAGCAUAUCUUAGACACCGUGAAGGAGGAGCUACAUGGUACGUUUCCAGAUCUAGAGCCUUUCAUAACUGAUCUGAGGAAGUGCAUUGAUGGGUCCAGAAUAGAAGAAUUGUUUGAAUCGGGUUGGAGCUCGGUCAUCACAAAGCAUGGACUUAGCAAUAAUGAGCUUUUACAGUCUCUCUAUGAUAUUCGCCAACAAUGGGCCCCUUCAUACACGAAAAAGGUAUUUUAUCCCGGAAACCAGAUGCCAACAACCUGUGAAAAUAUAGAGAAGGUUAUUGAGAAGUAUUUUUCUUCGAAGACUGAAUUGCGGGUGGCGGUUUGGCAACUCGGAGAAGCUAUUUCCAGUUCAUUUGAAGCUGAAGUUCAGGCGGAUUAUUUCACAAUUUUUCAAAUGCCACCGUUGAGUACUGCCUCGCCAUUAGAAAAACAAGGGAGUUCAAUAUUCACUAGCACAAUAUUUGGCAUAUUUCAGGGGCAAUUUGCUGAGUCUUUUGGGUACCACGCAGAGAGACUCGAGGAUGAGACAGUACACAAGUACCGUGUCACAAGAUAUGAAGGCGAUGAGGAGAUACACACUGUCUCUUUCAGUCCAGAUCAAAGUACUGUGAAUUGUAGCUGCUGCCUGUUUGAGAGCUGUGGUAUGUUGUGCAGGCAUGCUCUCCGAAUUUUUAUUAUCCAAGGAGUACGUGCCCUUCCAAAAGCAUAUAUCUUGAAACGUUGGACAAAGCACGCAAAAAAUAUAAUAACCUCUGAUAACUAUGUUGAUCUGAGGGGAGACCGUGAGGAUCCCUCAACUGCAAGGUUCAAUGAUCUCUGCUGUGAUGCAGUGAAAUGUGCAAAAGAAGGUUCAAAAUCUGCUGAAAUCUAUGCAGUCGCUAAAGAUGCACUGCACAAGGCUUUUGAUGAGGUAGUACGGUCAUCAAAGAACUUUCGAGGGCAGCAAAAUCUGCAAAGCUGUACAACAUCAAUAAAAAGGCCAAUUAAGAAGUUUGGUAAGGCCAAAGAUUCCUCCGGUAAAAGCUUAAAGAGGUCAGCAUCUAAAAGCCCCCUUAUGGAGAGUGAUGAUAUUAGAUGACGAAGUACCUGGAAUUAGGGAACAGCAUGAUUUUUCAUGCCACCUUGUAUGUAGCACCUUGCAAUCUAAUAAUUACUAAUUAGAUUGUAGCUGGCUGCAGGAUUUGACUAUUAGCAGAUCUAGUGGCUGUAAGGGUGAUAGUGAACCCUUGAACUUGAGAGAUUAAUGCUCAAGAAAGUUGUAGAACAGAUGCCUUUUUUGUGGAGACAUUUAUAAAUACUACUCCUGAUAGAUUGUUUUAAAUAGGAAA
Setaria italica (foxtail millet) is the source of this 3195-nucleotide messenger RNA. RefSeq names its product protein FAR1-RELATED SEQUENCE 9. The record is from RefSeq and is a predicted model, not a curated record. The coding region runs from base 411 to 2945 and encodes 844 amino acids. The transcript is spliced from 2 exons. Gene Ontology annotation, biological process: regulation of DNA-templated transcription. Gene Ontology annotation, molecular function: zinc ion binding. Lineage: Eukaryota; Viridiplantae; Streptophyta; Magnoliopsida; Poales; Poaceae.